UUUCGCAGAUGGCCAAAGUUCCCAAACAGUACGGUGGACCUGCUCACAUGGAUGACAGGAUGAGAGCAGCUAGUUAACUCUUUAACCACUGCUUUGUUUUACUUGCUGUAUAGUGAAAGUAGUCAAACACCCUCUGGCGCACGAGGCUACAUGUGUGUGUGUGAGCUGGUGAUGCCAUGCCGCGCAGUCACACCGGAGACGAGAGCAGCGGCACUGGGCUCUGGCUGAAGACCUCGACUGGAAGCAGGGCGCAGGACAACGCACUAAAAGAUGUGGAGUCUGGGCGCAGGGCAAUGAAUAACGCGGGGCGAGUAGGUGACGGUCUCCUGUCUCCUUCCACGGCAGGUGCGUUGGGGUCGGAGAGGAAGCAGGGAGCCCGGCUCAGCCUGCUCGGGAAGCCGCUGAUCUACAGCGCGCAGAGCGGCCGCAGGAACGCGCGAUACCGGCGGCUCCAGAAUUACCUCUACAACGUGUUGGAGAGACCGAGGGAAUGGGCGUUCGUCUACCAUGCGUUUGUGUUCAUCCUGGUGUUUGGGUGUCUGGUUCUCUCUGUGUUUUCCACCAUCCCUGCUCACCAGGAAUUCUCUGCUCACUGCCUGCUCAUCCUGGAGUUUGUGAUGAUUGUAGUGUUUGGUCUGGAGUACAUCAUCAGGAUAUGGAGCGCCGGCUGCUGCUGCCGCUACCGAGGCUGGCAGGGACGCCUCCGCUUCGCCAGGAAACCCUUCUGUGUCAUAGACAUCAUCGUACUCAUCGCCUCGGUUGCUGUGGUUUCGGCCGGUAGUCAGGGCAACAUCGUUGCCACUUCUGCGCUGCGUAGCCUGCGUUUCCUGCAGAUCCUGCGCAUGGUGCGCAUGGACCGGAGGGGGGGCACCUGGAAGCUGCUGGGGUCUGUAGUUUAUGCACAUAGUAAGGAGCUGGUGACUGCCUGGUACAUUGGGUUCCUGGUGUUAAUCUUCUCCUCGUUCUUGGUCUAUCUGGUGGAGAAAGAAUUCAACCAAGAGUUUGCCACGUACGCCGACGCUCUGUGGUGGGGAACGAUCACCCUGACAACCAUUGGCUACGGUGACAAGACCCCGCAGACGUGGACGGGACGGUUGUUAUCCGCCGGGUUUGCUCUGCUGGGGAUUUCCUUCUUCGCCCUGCCAGCUGGCAUCCUCGGGUCAGGUUUUGCCCUGAAAGUACAGGAGCAGCACCGCCAGAAGCACUUUGAGAAGAGGAGGAACCCAGCUGCCAGCCUCAUCCAGUGUGUCUGGCGUAGUUAUGCUGCUGAUGAGAACUCGGUUUCCAUUGCUACCUGGAAGCCUCAUUUGAAGGCGUUGCAUACCUGCAGCCCCGCAAAGAAAGAGCAGGGCGAGACUUCCUACAGUCAGAAGUUGAGUUUUAAGGAGCGGGUCCGUCUGGCGAGUCCUCGGGGUCAGAGCAUGAAGAGCAGGCAGACGUCCGUUAGCGAACGCCAGCGCUCUUCCCCCGGUAACGAGGUGGGGGGCGGGGCCGAUCUGAUGGGAGGAAGCCCCGCCAAGGUGCAGAAGAGCUGGAGCUUCAACGAUCGGACCCGGUUCAGACCCUCGCUGAGGCUGAAGAGCCAGACCCGCACCGCUGUCCCUGACGUGGAUCCAGGAAUGACCACAGAGGAUUCCUUUGAUGAGCGAGGCUGCCAUUGUGACGUUACAGUGGAGGAUCUAUCAGCUCCUCUCAAGGCUGUCAUCAGAGCUGUCAGGAUCAUGAAAUUCCACGUGGCAAAAAAGAAGUUUAAGGAGACGUUGCGUCCGUACGAUGUGAAAGACGUCAUAGAGCAAUACUCUGCCGGACACCUGGACAUGCUCUGUCGCAUCAAGAGCCUCCAGACUAGACUAGACACUGUAGUGGGGCCCCCUCCGAGGCCUUUCAGCAGCCGCGUCAAGACCUUGUCCUCUCCCUCCCUGCAUUUAUAUUACAGCCAGGCCCGGAGGAAACAGUCUGCACCGGGACUGGCCAGUGCAGCGGGCUCUGGUCCCAGCCUGAGCAGCCGACCCAGGCACAUGUCCUCUCCUGCCCUGCACUAUUAUUACAGCAACGCCAGGAAGAAGCUCUCUGGCUCAGGGGUGGAUCAGAUUCUGGGAAAAGGCCAGAUUCCCGUGGAUAAGAAGGUGCGGGACAAACUGAAUCCAGAUGGAGAGUCGCUGGAGGGCAUGAGCAUGCUGGGACGGGUGUGUAAGGUGGAGAGACAGGUGACUUCCAUUGAGUCAAAGCUGGACUCUUUGUUGGAUGUUUACCGCCAGGUCCUCCAGAAAGGCCCCACAGCCCUCACUCUCUCCUCCCUGCCGCUGUUUGAGCUGGACAACCACCAGCACCUCAACUCCGACUACCAGACCUCCGUCAUCAGACCCUCUUCUCCCCAGGGGGGGAAUCUUGUUGGAGGCGGAGGAGAAAACCGUGGAGGAUUACGCCGUUCUCUCAGCGCCAACCCCAGAGGCCUGCGUCUCAUCCUGGCUCCUUCCGAUGACGAUGGCCUCCCGGACUCAGCCCCUCCAUCCUACCCCCCGUCCACAGCCUCUCUCUCCCCGUCCCCCCUGCUGCCUCCUGAUAGCCCCUAUCCAACCUUGGUCACCCCCAAUGGUACCUCCAAAAGAGCACACUUCCCUGACCUGCCUCCUCCACCUCCAUCCUCAGGGGGCUUCACCCUCCGUCUGCCCCCCCUGCUGCAUCCCUCCCACCUCCGAUGCUCCACCGACCCUCUCCCAGAUGAAAUGACAGACGUGCUGCCGCUGGAUGAGGGCAGUCUGGGCCCAUCCGUGGUUCUGGGGUCCAGUGUGGAUGCUGAGCAGGAAGGGGACGCUGGUGCGGGGGUGCAGUCACAGGAGGGGGUCUGGAGGAGGAACAUGAGCCUGGAGGUCAACCCCCUGCUGCUGCUCUCAUCGAGCCCAGACGAGAGGCCUUCAGAUUGGGGAGGCUCCCUCUCUGUGCACAACCUCAGCCAGCCUUUGAGCAACCAUAACCCCGGUCUGUCUUCCGCGCUCAACAACAGCAACGGUAGCAGCAACGGUAGCAGACACGGUAACGCCCACGCUGACCUCAGCAACUGGGAUGGAACAGAACUCUUAAUUAGUGAGUGCGAGAUAGAGCCAGCUGAAGAACAUUUCAACUUGUUGUCCGAGGAACCGGACCCCUCAGACCUCUUACAGACUGCGGAGGAGGAGGCUCCUCCCCCAGAGUUCCUCAGUCAGUCGCCACACAUACACCUGGCAUAACCACACACACACACACACACACACACACACACACACACACACACACACACACACACACACACACACACACACACACACACACACACACACACACACACACACACGCAUACUGUAUGUACACAUCAUUUUAAGGAAAUGUACACGAAUACAAACUUUCCUUGAAGAUACAUUGUUUUGGUCUUUAUCUAAGGAUAUUUGGAGAUGUAACUUUUUACAAAAACAGAUUGUUCAUAUACAAUGACAUCAAUACAAAAAAGUUGAUCAAAUUGAUGUUUGUUUUAAAUAAAGACCCAGGAAAGAUAGUUAACUGUGAUUUCUGAGCCUGCAGUCUGACACCUUUUAAACUAAUGUUAGAAGCAAAUACAAAUAAUUUGUUUACAGCAGUCCUUCAUAUUAACUCAAAGGAAAAUACUGUAUGAUUGUAAGCCAACAUGGGUGCAUAUAACAACAAUCAAUUGUCUAGUUGAACCUCAAACAUGCCACAGUUACAUGCCCUCACAUACAACCACUCUAUCACACACACAAAAACACACCGACACAUGCAACCAUCAACCACAAUCACCAGUAACUCCAGCUAACUUGACAAAGAGCUGUGACUGACUUUAUACUUUUUUGUUUUCAUACAAGUGCUUGUAUUCAGAGACUUUCUCGAAAAGGAGUGUCACUCACUCUCCUUAUUCAAUGUCUGUCUUUGGCAAUGUGAAAUGUCAUCUGUUACUUUCAUACAUAUCACUGCAUGGACUGUUUCCAAAAAAAAUAAUGAAUGAAAUUAGAACUAUAGGUGGGUAUGAUGGGAAUAUCUGAAAUAUAAAAAGAGUUCAAAGCAUCCUCAGCAUGUAUUUAGACCCAAAGCUCCCGUUCUGUUUCUACAACCACAGAAAUAUUAGUUAAUGUUUAUCUGGCUGUUUAGUUUUGUCUUUUAGAUAGUUGUCAGUACAUUUGGAUCGGGCAAACCUACUUGGAGAAGAUGUCUUAUCAGCAAUCGGUAAAGACAAAGUGCUAGACUAUGUCUGAAUAGUGAAUUGCAGUAUAGGUUUAUCAAGCUGAGCAUGAGAUGCUGCAUGUCUAAGCUGUUGCAAUAAGAGCAGUUACACAACGCUGGUGGCCUGGAUGUCCUUUUGCAUGUUAAUGCAACGUUAUGUAGUUAUUGUUUGUUUUUUAUUUAGCCCCCCCACACACAACUGUUGGACAGCUUUUAACUUCACAAGUGCAAGUCCUGAUUGCACGGCUAACGGCUAACUUGCCGAUAGCUGCAAUUGUUAGUUAGUUAGCAGUUUUUAGUUGCCCUAGCAGAAGGUAAAGCUUUACAUCAGGAAACUCCUUAAAUCAUAGUUAGUCGAGGGAAAUCAGAAAACAUUUAGUCAAUUUAAUAUGACCCAGUUCCACUAAAAUCAACUUAGUGCCAUGAAGCCUUAUGCACUUCUCCUGGGAGAAUGAAUGAAGCAAUCACCUAAGUGAUGUAGUUAAAGAACAUUCUCCCUAUUACACCUUUAAAAUGAUUUGUAAGCUUUUACUUUAAGGACAAAUAGCUAAUGUUGCUUUAAAGCAAUGUUUCCUCAAAAUCCCAAUCACUAGAGUGUGAACAAAGACUGCCAUAUGAACAUUAUAUAUCCUAAUUUGAAGUCAUUUAAAUGUAGUUAUAUGAAUAACCCACUUACAAUGACCUUUUAGAACAAACAUACAACCUCUUUUAAUUUGUUUUGUUGACAAACCCUGUCUUUUUACUGGGUGCUGUUUGCACCUUGUGCAUCAAUAAUGAUUAGAGGCUGCUGGACUAAACAUAUUCCCUCCUCCCAGUCCAGGCUGGCACAGUAGGGGUAGUGAGGAGUUACAGGGCCACAUGUACAAUGCACAGACUCCACUUAUAACAUAUCAGGUUAUUUUGGAUUCACCUGAGAAACCCAUGAUAACAAUGUACUGUACAUGCACUGUUGUUGAUCCAGUAUGCGUGUUGUUACUUGAUCCAUGUGUCCCUUCUGCUGCUGACAAAAAUGUGAUGUAUUCAAAUUGUAAAUCAGGAGCGAGGGUGGAUGAGAUGAGAAAGAUUUGCCAUAUUAUCUUAAUACAAAAUGCUUAUAGAUAUUUUCCGUGACUCCUGCAUUUUCAACAUUCAGCUGGUGCACUUAUUCAGAGGAAUGUUUUAAGGAAACUUCAGCAGGAUACUGACGAAGCAAGACAGAAUUGAAUCUGAGAUUGAGAUUAAAAUGUGUUUGUUGUGUGGCUGCUUAAAAGUUGUCUGCUGCCCCCCCUGAAAAAUAUGUUUAGUUUACCACCAUUUUGUAUGUGCAUGUACUUCCUCCUCAUCACAUCAAUCAUAAUUACAAUACUUAACCAAUUAGGGUUAUUAUGAUACACUUAAAAACACUCAAGUGCACAUAUGUAGGUGCAGUAAGUCGAUAUUCAGAUUGUUUUCACUGGCAGGUUAAAGGAGGAUGAGGCGUUGCAAGUUUCCUAAAUGACACUGUCCUAACACUACAAUUCAAUGCCAUCCUGCUUGUUGACUGCUAUUGAAUCAGAAUUAUGCAGAAAAACUAUGUCCGCCAUCUUAAUUUUUGUUAGCCAUUUUGAUUUGUUUUUGCAUGUUUACCUCUUAGGGGUUUGCCGUCACAGCAGUCUUAAAAAUGUAUUUUAAUGUGUUAAUGACAACCUUGAUUCAUCAUUGUUUUUUUCAGUUAUUUUCCCUUUGUGUUAAAUGGUGAGUAAGUGCAUCGCUUAGCAAAUUAAUAUUCUGUAGUAGAAUAUAACAAGUAUUAUCUCCUAACAAAUUCAAAUUGUAAACACUUGAUUUUGAAAUAUUCUACAGCCCAUGCAGAGUUUUUUUCUGGUAUGAUGAAAUAUAUUAUCAACGUGAAAGCACAGCUGUUUUUGAAGAGCCUGAAAAUGUGACAUGGUAGUUUAAGGCUUAAUAUUGGAAUAGAUUAUUUUGUAGUUAUUGAUUGAGCUUUGCUACAUAUGAAAAGAGGCCAAUAAGAACUGUCUGUUACUUUGAAACGAGAUGUCAAACACAAGGAAAGCCCAUGGAGUGUUCCUGUCAUACAACAUGCUCAGUUUUGCUAUCUGUAAAUUGCUUAAGGGGGCCUUUCUUGCAUAUGAAAAGUUUUUUUUUUUUCACGAGGCUAUAAAGGUCCUGUCCACAGACUUUAAAUGGCUUUGAUGGCUAAUAAUACAAUUUCUCUACUGCUUGAACAGUAAUGUAUUACACAACUGGGCCUUAAAGCUUGAUAAUGUUAACAUUUGUAUUUCUUUGAAAUUAAUUUAUUAAAGUGCACAUUAUGUUCUCUCUUGAUGAGAAAUGCAAAAAUAAUUUUAUUAUUCUAUAAUAAAGUACAAAUCAACUAAA
Messenger RNA from Gymnodraco acuticeps, 6567 nucleotides. RefSeq names its product potassium voltage-gated channel, KQT-like subfamily, member 5a (gene kcnq5a). Gene Ontology annotation, biological process: potassium ion transport; transmembrane transport. NCBI's taxonomy places the organism in Eukaryota, Metazoa, Chordata, Actinopteri, Perciformes, Bathydraconidae. Gene Ontology annotation, molecular function: voltage-gated potassium channel activity. The record is from RefSeq and is a predicted model, not a curated record. Gene Ontology annotation, cellular component: membrane.